AUGAGUUUCAGAGAUUUAGAAAAUCCAGAAUAGGCAGUCUUUAUAUCCCAAGAUAUGCUAAACGAAUCCUUUUCCUAAAUGUCCCAAGAGCAAAAUGCUGAAUAACAAUAAGAAUUUGCUAACAAUAAUGAGAACUACCCUCAAUUUAGUCAGACCCAGAAUUCCCACAUCCUAUCCGAGAUAAUCAAUACUCCAUCUCAACCAAAAUUGCAGACUAAAAAAUCCAUAUUGCUUCCUCAAUCAGGUGGGCUAUUUUCAUAUUUAAUUGACAAUCAGAGCAGAAUUUAUGACAUCUUUUAAAAUUUCAUGCACCGAUUAUUUCAAUACUACUUCAUCAAGAAAGGGAUGGAUCAGAAUAUCGUAUAAAACUACAUCGAUUUGUAAGCAGUCAAAAGGAAACUCAAUUAUGUUCAAUAAGUGUAUAACUAAACCUUUUGCGCUUUGAAAAAUAGCAUCCAAUAUUAUUAAGAUAAGAUCUUGAUAUUGACAUCAGAAAUAGAUAAAGAGGAUCCUUAUUCCUUAUUAACUCAACAUGAAAUUGAUCUUAGAAGAGGACUACAUGAUUUCUAUCAAUUUAUAGAUUCAGAGGACCUACUCACAUCCAGUAAAGGCAUGGGAGGAAGCCAAAAUAUAAGUCAAUAUAAAACAAUUUAAAUAGAAGUGUUCAAUCCAGCUGACUUGAAUUCUCUAGACAAAGUUGCUUAGUUUGUAUUAAACAGCAUCGAACUAGAAUAAAUUAACAUCACUCCUAUACAACUAUUGAAUGAUGAUUUGUCAUUGAAUUUACUCAAAGUUACAAUGCAAUUGUUACAAAUAUGGCAACAUUUAUUUAGAUUUUUGAACCAAAAUGAUGUGACCAAUAUUCAAUUCAAUUACGAAGUUGAUCAAGUCAAUCACAAUGCUGCAAUUGUUGCCGCAUAGACCUUCUUGUUGGUUCCUUUGGAUAUCUCAAAUAAGAUUCUGAAAGGCCAAUAUAAGGAACUCACAAAUUAUCAUCUCAAUUCCAAUAACAAGUUGCCACUCAAAGAGGAGUAUGAAAAGAAAAGAGAAGAAAAGAGUUAGGCUAAAUUAUAGAAUACACUUCAUUUUGAUAAAUCAGAAAACAUCAUCAAAAUAGCUGAUGAUGCAUUAACAAAUGAGGCUGAGAAUUUUUCAUUUUCAAAUGCUGAGCAUUCCUUAAUGGAAGAAUAAUCUGACUAGUAGUAAACGAUUCAAAAAUAUAAUCAUAAAUAUUAAUUAAAUUCAGAAUAAUAUAAAUAAACAAUAUUAGAUCAGGCAGUUGAGUUGAGUUUCAAAGGCAAAAUAAAUGAAUCCCAUUUACUGGACAUUCAGCCUCCAAAACAUAGAUCCUAUAUUGCUGAAAGUGGUUAAUAAAUAUUAAGAAUAACACCAAUUACUAUAUGCACUUUGAAUUGUUUAAAACCAAAUGUAGAAUUUAAUCAUGUCAAUUAUUUCACUGAUCCUCAAAAAGAGUUUUUACACUACUUUAAACCCAAUACAAAGUUUUUCUUUUAAUGGUAGAUCGAUGCUGAGAACGUUUAAAAGAUAGUUUGCGAUGUAGAAUACUAAUUUACUAAUGAAUUGAUUUCCUUUGCAACCAAAGAAGGAAUCAUAUUUCUAUUCAAUCCAUUUUCCAAGGCUGCAGAUAAUGCAUUCUAUAGAUACAAUGAACUAAGCUCUAUACUUUAAGCUCUGCCUAAUAUGAUCGAGAAAAGAAGAAAUUUCAGAGUUGCUCAAGUAGGGCAUUACAUUUAUCUGAUUGGUGGAGAGAAUCAAAAUAAUCAGGUAACCAAUACUUGCGAAAGGUUUAGUCUAAAAACAUUAGAAUGGUAAAAGAUCAAGUCUUUCUAAACUCCUUUAACCAAAGUCAAUCUUGUUGUUUUCCAACAAAGAUAUUUGGUUAGAUUUGGAGGUUUGAAUCGCUUCGAUCAUUUUGAUAAAACUGUAGAAAAGUAUGAUACAAAACGACAUAAGUGGUAUCCAAUAAAAUUGACUAGUGGACAAGAUUAAAUAUUCAAGUUGAAUAGUGUUUGUCUGUAAAUCAAUUCUAAUUCAAUUUUAAUAUUUGGAGGAUAAAAUGAAAAUGAUCACAGCGACGCAACAAUACAACUACUUACUAUUGAUGAGGUUGAUAGGAAGAAGAAUGAAUAUGCGGCGCAUCUUUAAGAACUAAAUGUACAAUAAUAAUUACUAUCAUUCAUUGGACAAUAUGAUUUAAAUGUUUACUACUAACACGACAGAAUACACUUAUUUAGAAAAAACUACAGUUCAUUAUUAUUGUGA
Messenger RNA from Paramecium tetraurelia, 2283 nucleotides. RefSeq lists its product as uncharacterized. The record is from RefSeq and is a predicted model, not a curated record. The transcript is spliced from 3 exons. Gene Ontology annotation, molecular function: protein binding. NCBI's taxonomy places the organism in Eukaryota, Ciliophora, Oligohymenophorea, Peniculida, Parameciidae.